Molecule: messenger RNA, 803 nt
Organism: Prosopis cineraria
Lineage: Eukaryota; Viridiplantae; Streptophyta; Magnoliopsida; Fabales; Fabaceae
Product: ferredoxin C 1, chloroplastic
Biological process (GO): electron transport chain
Molecular function (GO): 2 iron, 2 sulfur cluster binding; electron transfer activity
Source: RefSeq, a predicted model, not a curated record
UAUAAUAAAAAAAAUAUGUGUGUGUAUUUAACCCAUGCUCCUCCCUUUCAUUGGCGAAUUAACUUGGUAAAAAUGUUUUUUGAAAAAAAAAAAAACACAGACAGAGAAAGGAAAAACGGGGGAAAUUUUCGAUACCUUAUCCUUCCAAGCGCUUCCCUGAGAACCACGAAUUACACGAAAGAUGGCAACCUUCCGUUUCACAGUAUCCCCAUCCUUCACCACCACGAUCCCUAAAUACAGCCACCCCACCGCCACCCCUGCUCUUCAUCUGAACCCUAAGCGCCACCGUCCAACUCCACCGACCAUUGUGCAUUCCUAUAAGGUUGUCAUCGAACACGAAGGUGAGUCGCGGGAGUUGCAAGUCGACCGCGACGAGACCAUUCUGUCCAAGGCCCUGGACUCCGGCCUGGACGUUCCUCACGACUGCAAGCUCGGUGUCUGCAUGACUUGCCCUCGCCUUCUCAGUGGCUCCGUCGAUCAGAGCGAAGGAAUGCUUAGCGACGAUGUUGUUGAGCGUGGCUACGCACUCUUGUGCGCCUCCUACCCUCGAUCUGAUUGUCGUAAGACCAUUCCCGAGGACGAGCUGCUUUCUUUGCAGUUGGCUACCGCCAACGACUGAUCGUCUCGCUUUCAGUCGUGGAAUGUUGUUGCUUUAAUUUCGUGUCGAAGAACCCAAGAAGAGGUUUUGCUUCUUCCUGAUCAAUGGAUCUGGUUCUCUGAUUCGGUUAUAUACUUUGGUCAUCAGGCAUAUUAAUUGAGAACUUGAGAUGGUCUUUCUAUGCAAUUCUAUUUUGCUUUGGAAA